Molecule: messenger RNA, 1641 nt
Organism: Leucoraja erinaceus (little skate)
Lineage: Eukaryota; Metazoa; Chordata; Chondrichthyes; Rajiformes; Rajidae
Gene: olig3
Product: oligodendrocyte transcription factor 3
Exons: 1
Coding region: 95-889 (264 amino acids)
Molecular function (GO): protein dimerization activity
Source: RefSeq, a predicted model, not a curated record
UGCUUGUUUUUGUCAUUGACGUUGUAGGUUGGCAACAAAACAAGAUCUCAAGCUAUUGACUAGAGAAUAUCUCAUAAUAACGAGAGGCAUUAAAAUGAAUUCCGACUCAAGUUCUCUGUCUAGCAGAGCUUCUUCGCCAGACGUGGACGAUAUUUAUUUGCGAAACCAUCUCCAGCACCAGGACUCCAGGAUGAACUCAGUUUCUUCCACGCAGAGUGAUCUGCUCCAGCAGCUCGCCAACGAACACAACAUCACAGCCCUCAGCAAUGUAGAUGAUAAGUCGGGGGGCAAGUUCAAAGUGAAAAAGCUCCUCUCGGAACAAGACCUGCAGAACCUCCGGUUGAAGAUCAACGGGAGAGAGCGCAAGAGGAUGCAUGACUUGAACCUAGCGAUGGACGGUCUCCGGGAGGUCAUGCCUUACGCCCACGGACCGUCAGUGAGGAAACUUUCCAAAAUUGCUACUUUGCUGUUGGCCAGAAAUUACAUCCUGAUGCUGUCGAACUCUCUGGAAGAGAUGAAAAGACUAGUGGGGGAGAUUUAUGGCGGGCACCAUUCUGCUUUUCACUGCGGGACUGUUGGACAUUCUGCCGGGCACCCGGGACACCCCACAUCUGCCCACCAGAUCCAUCCCAUAUUGAGCAGCGCCUUGACCUCUUCCCCUUCAUCGAUUUCAGCUUCGCUGCCGGGGAUCAGCGCGGUAAGGCCCCCUCAUUCGCUGUUGAAAACGUCUCAGGUGCCCCCUGCACCGUUAGGUAACACCUUCCAACACUGGGCAGGUUUACCGUGCCCUUGCACCAUCUGCCAGGUGCCACCGCCACCGCACAUCUCAGCCCUAAGCACAGCGAGCAUGGCAAGGCUCUCUACAGAUGGUAAAGACUUAAUGAAGUAAGGUCUAAUUUUGCCAGCGGUGAUUGUUAUUACACAAAAAGACGCCUUGUUGCAUAAGAAGACUGAUCUUAUGCUGCGUUUUUUUUAAAGAAAGACUAUCAGCUAACUCCAGCGACCAGAUCUGAUUGCAUGCAUGCUUGAAGUUUUUUUUUAUAAAUUGUGAAUUUUCUUUUUCCGAAACGAUAUCUCGUGUAGCCAAGCAAGUUAUGAAAAAAGGGCAUUUCCUUGUAACAAGGAUUUGGCACUUGAGUAUUUAUUUGACUGUAUAAAUAACUACACGUGGGAAGAAGCAUGGGAAACAGUGCAAAUAGAGUAAGAAAGUGUGUGUGUGAGAGAGAGAGAGAGAGAGAAAGAGAGAGAGAGAUAGAGCGCGAUAGACAUAGAGGCAGUGAAAGAGAGAGAGAGAGAGAGGGAGAGGGAGAGAGACAGAGAGAAACAGUGAGCGAGAGAGGGAAACAGAGAGCGAGAGAGAGAGAGACAGACAGAAUGUGAUUUUGUCAUUAUUAGAAUCCCAAUAGCGCCAGAGGUAAUGAGAUUGCUGAAACGUAGUUAUUAGCGGAGGUGUGUCUGUGUUGUCCAUGUUGCUUGGACCUGCAUGGCCUGUGCAUACAAAUUUGUUGUAAAAUAACUCACUCGUUCUCCAACAUUUGCUGCAACGAUUUUGUUACACAUCCAAGACAACACCCGUAUCUUUUAUUUUUGUAUUAUCGCGAUGAUUUAUGGAUAUAUUUAUUAAAGCCCAGUGUCCUUGAA